Trichoderma gamsii is the source of this 381-nucleotide messenger RNA. RefSeq lists its product as hypothetical. NCBI's taxonomy places the organism in Eukaryota, Fungi, Ascomycota, Sordariomycetes, Hypocreales, Hypocreaceae. The record is from RefSeq and is a predicted model, not a curated record. The transcript has a single exon. Bases 1 to 381 code for a protein of 126 amino acids.
AUGUCUAUCCAAAACACAUUGCACUGCGGCGAGGCCGACUCCCCAUACAGCUGGGAGCAUGUCCCCAACGACAUCCAACCCAGCGACCUGUCCGGCGCCGUCAUCACCAGAUACGUCGGCAGUCCGAGGGAUAACCAGCCUGACAUUAUCGUCGCCGAAUACGCCACUUGCAACGACAUCCGGAGACGAUGGUUUUUCCAGUGCCCAAAGGAAGAAUAUCGUGGCCUGAUGGAGGGCAUUGAAGAAGCACCGUUGGCGCUUUGGGUAGCGUCGCCUGCUGGCGAUGGGACUGAGCGCUGGGCUGAGGUUUUCAACUGGCUUCCCUUUCGGAGGCCUACUGUGGAGGGCUACAUCUUGUGUUGUUCGCUUACUGUACUAUGA